Messenger RNA from Formica exsecta, 2012 nucleotides. RefSeq lists its product as uncharacterized. Gene Ontology annotation, cellular component: cytoplasm. The record is from RefSeq and is a predicted model, not a curated record. Gene Ontology annotation, molecular function: ubiquitin protein ligase binding. The transcript has 2 exons. The coding region runs from base 236 to 1426 and encodes 396 amino acids. NCBI's taxonomy places the organism in Eukaryota, Metazoa, Arthropoda, Insecta, Hymenoptera, Formicidae. Gene Ontology annotation, biological process: regulation of proteolysis; proteasome-mediated ubiquitin-dependent protein catabolic process.
CCGAAACAGUCACAGUUUAACACUCACUUUGAGAAAGUCGUUAUACUAUUAAAUAUUAGACGUUGUAUAUCAGACAUCGAAGACAACUGUGUAAAUCUUCAUCAGUUAGAAUUUAAUUACAAUUAUAUUUGAUACACGUAACAUCCUCGACAUUGGUGAUCAAGAUCGCAAUAAUAUAAAUUAUAACGAAGAAAACAGAAUACGUGCGAGUGUGUGAAAAUAUACAGGAUUGAUAAUGGCUUCUUCAGAAACAGAGAAACCAUCCUUAAAAAAGUCAGAGAGCAUAAUGAAAAAAACAACCAUUUGUCAUUGUCGAUCAAAAGUGAAUAUUAACAAAUUCGAAUAUAAAUGGUGUUUUGCUCAGUUUUCAAAAAUGUCCAAAUCUUUAACUACUUUCUUAGCUAGUGGAAUUACUGAUUGUUACCAAGCUUUUACUCUUAAUAUGUCUUUUGAUAAGAAAAAUAAUAUGAUGUACUUUCAUUCCUGGCUUAUGACUGAACGGGAAAAAAUUAAAGUUAAUUAUUAUAUUUAUAUAAAACAUUUUAGAGGAGGAAUAUUAAAUCCGUGUGAGGUAGAUGACACUUAUUUAACGCAAAACAAAAUCAUAUAUGAAAUAUCUCUUAACGAUGUUUACAAAUCUAAGUAUUUAUGUGAUGACACGCUUACAGUAUGCUUUCAUUUCGAAAUAAUCGAAAGUAUAUUGCACCACAUUAUGCAAGAAACUAUAGAUGAAACAGAAAAAUCUGCAAUAAAUAAAUUUGCUUUAGAUAAAAGAUCGGGAUCAAAAGUUGAAUUUGUGAUUUGUGAAUUUGGCAAGGAGAAGCAAUCUCUUUUUAUAGACAAGGGUUUACUAUGUUCAAAAAGUAAUGUCUUUGAAAUUAUGCUUAACACUGAAAAAGUACUGCGAAAAUAUAAGGGCGAUGUGAUAGAAAUAAGCAACAUAAAGUAUGAUGUUUAUAAACAUUUUAUAUCCUAUUUAGAAACUGAUAAUCUAGAUAGUCUAAGUAAUCUAGGUAGUCUAAAUGAUGCAAAAGUCUAUACUAGGAAUCGAGUAUUUCGUGAGCAUGACUACACAAAAUACCGACAAACAUUAUAUGAUCUCAUUGUGCUAGCUAAUAAAUAUAACAUACAAGAUCUUCUGUUAUCAUGUGAAAAGAUUUUAAUAAAAACCAUGUACAGAUUAGACGUUAUAGAUGAUUUGGAGUUUGCGCAUUUAAACAGCGCACAAUUUCUAGAGAAAUAUGCCAUAAAAUUUAUCAAAUUACACGAAGAUGAUUUUGCAGAAAUGGGUGGCUUUCGAAGACUAAUCCAAAAUUAUCCCAAGUUAUUAAUAAAGAUCAAGGAAGAAAAUGUGGAGUGUAGAGAAAUGCCUUUUAAAAUUCAUGACGACGAUCCAGAUUUUAUACAAGCUAUAUUUAAUUGUUAAACAAUCUCAAUUUACUAGCAAUUAGAUUAUUUUUAAUAAAAUAAAUUAAAAAUAUUAAAAAAUAUGUUAAAUGUAUCAAAUUUAUUCGAAAAAAAUAAAUUUUUGUAAUUAUGUAUAAUCAUAAUUAAAUCCGAAAUUUGGCGCGAUAUGGUCUUAUCUCUUUAUAUAAACAUAAAAAAUAUAGCUUGUAUACAACAGCUUUUAAAAUGCUUGUUUUUGCGCGAUAUUCAAGAAGAGAAAAAUAUAAUUUUCUUAAUUAAUGAUAUCAUAUUUUUUAAUAUAUUUAAUAAUAAAAGUCUUUUGUAGUGAAUGCCAUUUUUAGUUUUGUGAGGAGAAAAUAUAGUAAAAAUGUAUUCUGUGCCAUAUUGGUGAUUUCGUUCUAGCUAUUAUUUAACAACAGACGAUUUAAUGUGUAUCUAUGUAUAUUGUGUAAGCGUUAUUUCUUUUUCUAGAAAUGACAAUAUACAUUUAUAUAUAUAAUAUUAUCAAUAUAAUAUAAAAUAAAAUUAGAUAUAUUCCUUCGUAUUUGUUCAAUGUUUAAUGUGUGUAUUAUGAUACUUUUCAAAAUAUAUAUGAUUAACAUUUA